AUUUUUAAUCUAUGUUAAAAUCAACCUCUAUCUUCCUCCGGAUUAUUAUUUCCAAUCAAAUUGCAAAAUAAAGCGAUCAAAAUCCCUAUUCCAGUAGCCAAGCUGGACCAGGAGAGAAGUCUCUCUACCCCUAAUUAUUGUCGCAUCAAACCUUUCCUGAAUUUGAUUGUUGAUGAAAGUCAAGGUGUAAUAUUUUGAGAUCCCUGGUUAAAUCCUUUUAUCACAAAAAAUGUCAUCCGCAUGGAGAGAGCCGUGGUUGCUGAGGCUCGUAUUUUUUCUCGGGUUCGGGUUAGGGUUUGAAUUUGGGGAUGCGUUGAAAGUGCCAUUCCGAGUGAACGACGUGCUACCGGUGCUGCCGCGUCAGAUAUCGUGGCCCGUGCUCAACAGCAUUCACAGCGCGGUUGAUUUGCUGCCGCAGUAUGUGGGUUCCUUGGCGCCGAAUAAUGGGACUAUCAAGUGGAAAGGCGCGUGCUUUUAUGAUAACGAGGCCAAGAUCAAGUUCAGUGGUGCCGGUGAUAAGGGAAUCGGGGGUGGCGUCAUUCAUAUUUCGACUGCCGCCGCUCACAGCUGGACAUGCAUGGAUUUGUAUGUAUUUGCCACUCCUUAUAGGGUGACCUGGGACUAUUAUUUCUCGUCUCGAGAUCAUACGUUGAAUAUCGAAUCGUGGGAGGAGCCUGCUGAAAUAGAAUACGUAAAACAGCACGGGAUAUCCGUAUUCCUUAUGCCUUCGGGCAUGCUGGGGACAUUUCUUUCCUUGGUUGAUGUCUUGCCUUUGUUCUCCAACACUGUUUGGGGUCAAAGCGCGAAUCUGGCCUUUCUGGAGAAACACAUGGGUGCAAAAUUCGAAAAACGUAGUCAGCCAUGGCGUGCUACAAUCAAUCCUGAAGAUGUGCACUCUGGUGAUUUCUUAGCUGUUUCAAAGAUCCGCGGGCGCUGGGGUGGAUUCGAGACACUUGAGAAGUGGGUCACGGGUGCAUUUGCCGGGCAUACGGCUGUUUGUCUGAAGGAUGAAUUGGGUGAUCUGUGGAUUGGUGAAUCUGGACAUGAAAAUGAAAAGGGUGAAGAGAUUAUUGCUAUAGUUCCUUGGGAUGAAUGGUGGGAACUGGCACUAAAAGACGAUUCUAAUCCUCAAAUAGCUUUACUGCCCUUACAUCCAGAUGUACGUGCUCGUUUUAACAAUACUGCUGCCUGGGAUUAUGCUCGGCAGAUGGCUGGGAAGCCAUAUGGUUAUCACAACAUGAUCUUUAGUUGGAUCGACACUGUAGCGGACAAUUACCCCCCGCCUCUUGAUGCUCACUUGGUUGUUUCUGUCAUGUCUAUGUGGACAAGAAUGCAGCCAGCAUAUGCUGCGAACAUGUGGAAUGAAGCACUUAAUAUGCGCCUUGGGACUGAGGGAUUGGACUUGCAUGGUAUUCUAGCUGAGACCGAAAGUCGAGGCAUAACUUUUGACCAAUUACUUACUAUCCCUGAGCAAGACGAAUGGGUCUACAGUGAUGGUAAAUCAACGACAUGCGUUGCCUUUAUUCUCGCAAUGUAUAAAGCUGCUGGUGUAUUUGGUCCAAUCUCCAAUUCCAUUCAAGUAACUGAGUUCACGAUCAAGGAUGCCUACAUGCUGAAAGUAUUUGAGAAUAAUGUGACUCGUUUACCAUAUUGGUGUAACAAUGGUGAAGACAAGCUCCCAUUCUGCCAGAUUUUGGGCGAGUAUAAAAUGGAAUUGCCGUAUUAUAACACUCUGGAGCCCUACACUAAUAUGAAUGAGAAUUGCCCCUCUCUGCCUCCUACUUAUGAGAGGCCCGUACGUUGCUGAACUUUUCGAAUAUUAAUUAAUCUAUGUGUAGGAGAAUGGAUAUUCCACGAAAGAUGGGUUAUGUUCUGUAGCCAAGUCUCUUAUAUAUUGUUGCUAGUCUUGGCAUAUCAUAUGCAUAUGCUUGCUCUUUAUUGUACAGAUAUCUUGCUUUAUGGUUCUUUCUCGUUUAGUAUUGGAAAAAUACAACUUUCAAGUGCACUGUUCCCCUUUGUUUCUGCAGUACUGUUGAAUUUGUCUGUGUUAUGGAGAUGCAAUCAUAAUCGUUGUUGAAUAGUGUAUAAAAUAAUGUUUGGAUAUAAAUUUUUUUUGUUUUAA
Molecule: messenger RNA, 2122 nt
Organism: Striga asiatica
Lineage: Eukaryota; Viridiplantae; Streptophyta; Magnoliopsida; Lamiales; Orobanchaceae
Source: the annotation of a GenBank genome assembly